This is a messenger RNA of Haplochromis burtoni (Burton's mouthbrooder), 4842 nucleotides long. Its product is annotated as kinesin-like protein KIF27. The coding region runs from base 194 to 4411 and encodes 1405 amino acids. The transcript is spliced from 16 exons. NCBI's taxonomy places the organism in Eukaryota, Metazoa, Chordata, Actinopteri, Cichliformes, Cichlidae. Gene Ontology annotation, biological process: microtubule-based movement; mitotic spindle organization. The record is from RefSeq and is a predicted model, not a curated record. Gene Ontology annotation, molecular function: ATP binding; microtubule motor activity; microtubule binding.
CAACCGCGGCGGCAGCGGUUUCCCGGGCAACCGAGGACCGACAACAAACGAGAUGUCACAAAGUUUAACAAGAGCGCGACAAGCGAUUGCCCGAAAAAAAGUGACCAGGUGUUACGGUGAAUUUGUGUUUAUUGAUUCUUGUUACUAUCGAGAUAAACAAGUUAAAGAGCUCCUUUAAAGACAUCAGGACGUCAUGAGCGAAGGGUGUGUGCGGGUGGCGGUCCGUAUCCGGCCUCUGCUCCCCAAAGAAGUCCUCCACGACCACAGGGUGUGUGUGCGUGUAGUGCCGGGGACCGGACAGGUGAUGGUGGGUGAGGACCGACUCUUCACCUUUGACAACGCGUUUGGACCAUCAGUCAGCCAGGAUGAGGUGUACGAGUCCUGCGUCCAAAGCCUGGUGGAGCGUUUGGUCGACGGUGAAAAUGCAACCGUUUUUUGUUACGGGCAGACCGGAUCAGGCAAGACGUACACACUGGGCAGAAGGAGCCGAGAUGAAGAGGGGGGAAUUAUUGACCACGCAGCCCAGGAUCUGUUCCUAUACCUGGCGGAGAAGAGGAAGGAAAGUGAUGUUGUGGAUGUCACAGUGAAGGUGUCCUACAUUGAGGUCUACAGGGAGGAACUAAGAGACCUAUUGCAGCUGCAGACCACCCACAAAGAGCUUCGUAUCAGGGAAGAUGAGAGGGGAAACACGGUGGUGGUGGGAGCCAAUGAGGUUGUUAUCACCUCAGCAGCGGAGCUGCUCAACAAUGUAGAGAUGGGAAAUAUUUUCCGGCACACCGGCACCACAGGAAUGAACGAGCGCUCUAGUCGCUCUCAUACCAUCCUCACCCUUCAGGUCAUGUUAUCCUGCCACAACAGCAAGAACUCUUCCUUUAAGUUUGUCCGCUCCUCUAAGCUCUGUCUGGUUGACCUGGCAGGCUUGGAACGUGCUGGAAAUACUGGGAACACCGGUACACAACUGAAAGAGUCUGCUCAUAUCAACACAGACUUGUUUGCGCUGCGCAACGUUAUUCGUGCACUUUCAGAGCUAAGUCGAAAUCAGCACACUAACAACUCCUGCAGUGCACACGUACCAUACCGUGAUGCCAAGAUAACUCGACUCCUUCGUGACUCAUUAGGAGGCAGCGCCCACACGCUAAUGGUGGCGUGUGUAAGCCCCUCCGACCACUUUGUAGCUGACACUCUGAGCGUCCUGCAGUUUGCAUCCACGGCCCGAUCCGUUCAGAACCGUCCAGGAGAAACACCGGAUCAAACAGAGGUUAAAUCAUGCCCUUCUACAACCUGGCACCCCAGUGAUGCUCGACUAGGGGAGCUGGAGUAUGAAGUAGAGACACUGAGAGAGCUGUUGAAAGGGAAGGAGAGAGAGGUGGAAACAGAAAAAGCAAAGACUGGUCAGAGAUAUGAAGAGGGAAGUGACAUCAAUGCAUACUGUCAGACCGAAGUAUCUGAACCAGAUAGGACAGCAAGCCGAGAGGAAACGUCACAGUACCGUCUGUUGGCAGAGGAAGCUGCUGCUCUGCUUGAGAAUAUCUCUGGCCCCUCUCCAAGUCCUUCUUUCAGGGAGCGGCUGGAGGAUUGGCAAGAGAGACUCAGAGCUGUCAGUUACUCACCUCCAACUCGUAUGGAGUGUUCAAAGGAGGAGGGAGACCAUUUUGCUCCAUUAAACCUCAGAGAAGAGCUUAAAAAAUGCCAGGAAGCUCUCCACAUAGACGAGCAACUGUUGGAGCAGAAAGAUGCAGAACUGAGACGGGUAAAGGAGGAACUCGAGAAACUCCUUCAAGAGAGGAAAACUCACCUUAUGUCGUUAGAGGAAGAAAAGCAGCGAUUACGUAUACAGACAGAACAACUGGUGAACCAGCAGAUAAUGAUUGAUCGCCUUCGUGGCGAACUCAUGACCUUUCGGGGGACAGCCUCAGGGGCAACAGUGGAAGUGGGGGGGUCUGAGUACAAGAGACCCCACAGUGUCCCUCUGAUCACACACAGCUGCAUGUGGAGGCCUCCCAGGAAGAUUCACUCCAGUCCACCAGCCUAUACGCUGGAGAGGGUAAUGGCAGCUUUUAAGAUGCAUGGCCAACUCUUGCUGGCUGAAAUCAAGGAAAAAGAGGACGUGUACUGCCCGCUCUUAAAACAGCAGGCAGAGAGCAAAGAUGGCAGACCAGAGAUGGAGGAAGAGGAUGAGAAUGACACAUCUAUGCGCAGACCGAGAUUUAGGCGCUUUUUAAACCAAACAUGGACCAAUCAGCAGAAAAAAUCAGCUCUGGAAGAGAAAAACGCAGAAGAAAAUCACACAUGUGGUGGAAAACCAGGACUACAGCAGCCUCAGAGAGCCACAGCCAUCAAGGAAAACCAGCUCAAGCAAAGAUCUACGAGGAAAGCAAGAAUAAGAGCAAGCGCUACUGAGAGAAGGAUCCGAGAUCUGUCAAUCAACAUGCGCAUGAAGGAGGAGCUCAUCAAAGAGCUUGAGCAAACUGACAAGGAAACUCAGUCUUUGGAAACACGUGACAGGCAAACUGAGGACGGCAGAAAAGCCGGCGUUUUUGCAAGACUUUCCCUGCAGAGACGGGAGUUGCGAGUGGAGAUGUAUCACAGCCUGCAGCACAUGAGAGCGCAGAGAGCACAGCUUCAGAGCAGCCUGAGAGAGACCAGUGAGAAUAACAAAGAAGUCCAACAAAAUGAAAAUGAGGAGCAAAGUGCUGGAGUUUCAACUGUAUAUAAACUGUAUAAGUUAGAGGACACAAAUGAACAGCUGUGUUGUAGUAGUUGGCUGGAGGAGGAAGAGGAGCAUGUUCUUCAGAAGAGAGCAGAGCUGAAUGAGCUGGAGGAGGAGCUGAAGAGGAGAAAGGAGGUUCUUAUUCACAGGGAGGCGUGUGUGCGACAGAAAAGCAAAUUAGAGACCAAGAAGCUGUGCUCCAGUCAGGCUCUGAGUCAGGACCUGCUGCACGUGUCGAUGCAGUUGGAGUCGCUGGAGAAGCAGCUACAGAGGAGGAAGGCAGGAGUUACCAUGAAGGAACUGGAGAAAGAGAGAGACUUGCUUAAAGAGAGAAGAGACGCUCUGGACGCCCAGCUGAAUGACAACCAAGUGCUCACUGUGGAGGAGACGCAUUCCCUUCUCCAGGUGGAAGAAGCUAUCGAAGCUCUGGAUGCAGCACUUGAGUUUAAAAACCGCUCGAUCCAGGACAAACAGAAGAAGCUGUCGGCCACAAACUUUUCUUUGCAUCAGUCACAAAACGCUGAACCCGCCCAACUCUGUGAUGUCGCCAGAAAACUUAUGGGCCUGUCGCUGCCUGAGGCACUGGAGCUGCUUGUGAAAUAUUUCAACAAGGUUGUUUGUCUUCGAGAGACAGAGCGCCAUCUACAUUUGCACUGUGAAGAGCUGGAACUUCAGGCAGAAGAGCAAAAGAUGUUGUUGAGAGAGAUGGAGGCUGCUAUGCAGCGUCUGGCCUUGGAUACAGAUCGCAGGCUCACCCAGCAACACAGAGAUCACCAGUACAACAUCCAGCUGCUGCUGCAGAAACUUAAAGAGGGUGCUCCAGGAGAGGCAGAACAGGCAACACAAGACAGACUGCAGCAUCUGGAGAAAGAGCUUUACUUCUACAAAAGCACCAGCCGGCAGCUCAAAAAGAAACUCAGAGUGAUCCUCAGCGAUUCAUUGCAGCAUAAUGAUCAGCCUUCUUGCCCACAGGAGCACAAACCUAUGCAAAAGAUGCAGAUUUCUUCAAAUGAAGCCCAAACUCAUCCUGAGGAGGUUCAAACACGGACGCAUAUUGUAACAACAUACAAAAAAAUACAUGCAGAGAAAAUGGACAAAAAGAUACACAAUGAUUUCUGUAUGAACAGAAAUGAAAACCAAACCAAGUGCCCUUCUUCUUCUUCUAACAGCCAAACCCUCAAAAAGACAAAAAUGCCAGAAUACACCCAAAUGCACACACCGUCCCUGGGGAGGAGAGUAGGAGAUGAGUCUAGGGAAGGUUUGGAGAUGACACCAGUCCGUUUGUGUCGCAGGGAUCUGAAGCAAAUCACUCCAGCUGACCUGCAGCUCUCUGGUUCUACCACUGGGAGGCGACCGUCUGCUGUGGGUAUGAGCACUGAGUCAAUCCUGGAGGACUCUAUAGAAGUCCUCAGAAACACUGACAGCACCAUCAUAAAAAAUAAGAACUGCAAACUGUUGACCUGGAGAGAUGAUGCAGUAAAAUCUCAUUACUCUUUGCUCAGUCCUUUUAUUUGUCUUCCAGUGUGGUUAGAAAUUUUAUCCUACACGUUUUUGUUCUUCCCACAUAUUUUUUGGGGCGGUUCUAAACCUUUCAAGUUUUCAAAUGUCUUAAAUCAUAAAUGUGCCAUAAAUAUGUUGGCUCUUUUCUUGUAUUUCUAUAUAUCAUCUUAUACUUAUCAUUAUCCAUAUCCACUACAUUGAUGCAAAGUCAGUCAGCAAGCUGGAACAUUCUCGUAAAACGUAGACAGUUUUCAUUAAUUAGUUAAAGCAAUUUUGUUUAUGGAGCACUAUCUUUAAUCCUUCAUUGUGAAUGCUUAAGGUUUAAUAUGCUGCACUGUUGCAGGAUUAUAAAGCUUUUUGAUGACAAGUUUGUGUGCACUUUAUGUAUGUAGUUUUAUGUUGAUUGCUGUGUAAAUUAUUUUUUUUUUUAUAUUGGUUUACUCUUUUCACAAUCUAAUUUAUUAAACACACUAAAAUGCUCACCUCACUGUAUUGUCUUGAUUAUCUGGGCUUAUUCAAACCUAAUUUUGGUGUGAGGGUGCUGUGAUCUUUCUCUUCUUGUACAUUUUAUACACUAGUAAUUAAAAAAAACUUGCAAAUGCGGUCACUAUUUUUUAACAUGCAAUAAAACC